Molecule: messenger RNA, 570 nt
Organism: Torulaspora delbrueckii
Lineage: Eukaryota; Fungi; Ascomycota; Saccharomycetes; Saccharomycetales; Saccharomycetaceae
Gene: FCF2
Product: Fcf2p
Exons: 1
Coding region: 1-570 (189 amino acids)
Biological process (GO): RNA processing
Cellular component (GO): nucleolus
Molecular function (GO): RNA binding
Source: RefSeq, a predicted model, not a curated record
AUGGAUUCGAGUGUUGAUGAGUUGUUUACGUUGCUGAAGCAGCAGUCGAAGAAGGAAGUAGAGCAAGUUCCAGAAGAACAAAGCGACGAAUUGCGUUUAGAUGAUCCAGUAGACCGCGAUGCCCAAGAAAAGUUUGAAGAAAUUGAUAAAAACUUAAGAAGUCUGCCCAAACUACGCAACGAAUUCGAUUCGCUAGCGCACAAGAAAGAUAAAGCUCAACCAACUAAGUUGCGCUCGGAGGAUGAUCAGUAUAAGGAUUGGUUUCUACUGCCGAAACCAGACAAGGCUGCACGUGACCGCGCCCAGAGAGACCUGUUACUAUUGAAGCAUAGAUCAGCUUUGGAUCCCAAGAGACAUUACAAGAAGGACCGUUGGCAAGUUCCUGAAAGGUUUGCCCUCGGUACUGUCAUCGAAGGUUCGUCCUCUGCAUCUACUCGCAAACACAGUGGUUCCACCAUGCUGGACACACUGCUCAGUGACCAAGACACUCAACAUUAUUUCAAACGCAAGUACUCGCAGAUCCAGCAACAACGGUCGAACCGUCGUCGAACUGUUCGUAAACGUCGAUAG